GGACGAUCCAACAACGACAGACGCAACAUAUCUACACCAAGGAGACAAGCAAGAGGUUGCCAUGAGAACCACAACAGCAUUAGGCGUGCUGGCCUUCAUAUUCAGCAUCAAAGUGAACUCAGCCGUAGACCUGAUCAAAAAUGGUAAUGGAUGGCAACAAGGAGCUGAAUACAUCACACCAUUCAGAGUUCAAAUCACUGCUAAUGAAGACAAACCUGCCUCAUACUGGAAGAUGAUUGUGAAAUUUAACAAGCCUGUGACAGCAAUCACUAAAUGGACAACAAACACUGCAAAGGCUAAUACUGAUGGUACCAGAUGGAAACUGUUUGACCAAUAUAAUACAGCCUACCACAAUGAUCAGAUCAUAAGCUUCGAUAUUCAUGUCACAUCUGCAGAAAGUGGUGUGACUGGAACUGUCUGGUGGAAAAAUGGUCCAGCUGAAUCUGAUUCACAAACCACAACUCAAUCAACGACCCAAGGAACAACCCAAUCAACAACCCAGGGAACAACCCAAUCAACAACCCAGGGAACAACCCAAGGAACAACCCAAUCAACGACUCAAGGAACAACCCAAUCAACAACCCAAGGAACAACCCAAUCAACAACCCAAGGAAGCUCAGUCACAUGUAAUGACUGGCAGAAUGUUGUUUUGGGAAAUACAUGGGAUGGUGGACUUGAGGCGUAUGUUAGGAUUAGCAACCAUUACAACUUUAACAAUGGCUAUUCAAUUCACUUGACCAGCAACAAAGAUAUCUAUGCUUUUGAGCAAUGGGAUGGUGGGGCAACUUGCACAAAGGAUGGUAACACAGUCAGGAUGCAUUACAACAGUGCAAACUAUGAGCACAAAUUCCUUGUCAGAUUUGACGCAAGUAUUGACAAGAACUCAAUCAGAAUCUGUGCAACUGUUAAUGCAAAUGAACUGGCGAAUGGUGGAUCUUGCGAUGGUAGCUCAAGCGGUGGUGGAUCAGGUGGAUCAACUGGAGGGGCUUCCUGCUCAGGAUCCGAUGACAAACCAACUGCAGAUGAUUAUUUGACUGUCAUCGAAAUGUCAAUUAAAUUCUACGAGGCCCAGAGAUCUGGAAAACUUCCCGCUAAUAACAGGAUCGCUUGGCGUGGAGACUCAGCUCUAGAGGAUAAAGAUGGCAGUCAUGACCUCACAGGUGGAUGGUAUGAUGCUGGAGAUCAUGUGAAGUUUGGAUUCCCAAUGGCUUGGUCUACAACAACCCUUAUUUGGUCAAUGCUUGAGUUUAAAGAUGGAUAUGGAGACCAAUGGGGAUGGGCCUUAAAUGAGGUGAAGUGGCCCUUGGACUACUUCCUCAAGUGUCAUGUGAUUGAGAAUGGCAAAACACAAAAGUUCUAUGGCCAGGUUGGAAAUGGUGGCCUUGACCAUGGCUAUAUGGGACCUCCAGAGAAGAUGACCAUGAAUAGACCAAUCUACUCUAUUGGACCUGGGAAAUGUGGAUCAGACCUGGCAGCAGAGACUGCUUCUGCAUUGGCAGCUGGUUAUCUCCUCUUCAAAGAUACUGAUGAAUCGUAUGCAAACACACUUCUUGAGAAUGCCAAAGCCCUAUAUGAGUUUGCUGACACCUGCAGAGGCGUUUACUCAAGUUCCAUCUCUGAUGCCAGUAUAUAUUACAAUUCUUGGAGUGGAUUUGCGGAUGAGCUGAAAUGGGGAGCUGCAUGGUUGUAUAAAGCCACUAAUGACGCUAGCUAUAAAAGCAAGGCAUUGGGAUGUACAGCCAAGGAAGAAUAUUCUUGGGAUGAGAAAUGCCCAGGUGUAACUGCACUGUUGGCAGAAGAGGAUAGUACCCAGAAGGCUACACUCAUGCAGUUUGCUGAUGCAUGGGUAGGAAAAUCUAAAACACCUUGUGGAUUGGUGUGGCUCAGAGCUUGGGGACCUUGCAGAUACUCUGCUAAUGCUGCCUUCAUUGCACUGUUUGCCAGUAAAUAUGCAGACUCUACCACUGAUGCCUCAAAAUACCAUGACUGGGCUGAGGGCCAGAUCAGUUAUAUGAUGGGCUUUGGAUCCAAAAUGAGCUUUGUGGUUGGCUUUGAUCACACAGGAGGCAAUAACUACCCAGAUAGACCUCAUCACAGAGGAAGCUCUAGUACAUAUGACCAAAAUGGAUUCACGUUUGAAAACGAUGCCUCAAAACCCAACCCCAACAUUCUUUAUGGAGCUCUCGUAGGCGGUCCUGAUCAGAGUGAUAACUUCCAGAAUGAUAGAAUGGAUUAUAUUCAGAAUGAGGUUGCGUGCGACUACAAUGCUGGCUUCCAGGGUGCCGUCGCUGGUCUAAGAAAGACAAAGCUUGGUCUAUAAUGGUUAAAAUACAAGAUGCAUGUUGGCAGGAACUUAGUGACGAAGAUGAAACAAGUUCAACACCAU
Molecule: messenger RNA, 2386 nt
Organism: Owenia fusiformis
Lineage: Eukaryota; Metazoa; Annelida; Polychaeta; Sabellida; Oweniidae
Source: the annotation of a GenBank genome assembly